GUGAUCUAAUGGGAAAGUCACGACUAAUUAACUUAAAUUCACAUUCAUAAAGAUACAAUUUCCAUAGUAGCAAGGCGUUUACUUUGUUGAGAUCGUCUGAUCGGGUAUUCGACCCCAUGUUAGGGCAAUGGAAGUGUGGGAGGACAAGCUCUCACUUGACCUCUAGCUUCAGGUCUACCACAACCUGACCAAUUUAGGCUUCAAUAGUGGUACCACGUGAAGUUCCAGAAGUAAAAAAAACGACCUUGAGUCGCAAAAAUGGGCAUCGCUCAACUAAAAUCACUCAAUCUGGUAGAUGGGAAGAUUAUUCAAUUGGAAAAACUAUAUUACUGUGUUAUAUAAUUAGUAGCAAAAACUCCUCUGCAGGAAUCACAAAAAAAAUUCGUUGACCGAAAAGUAUUCUAACAACAAUUGAUAAGGCAUUAACUAUAAUUAUCCCAAAACACCGAUUUCUGAACUAUUGGGACCGCCGAUAUUGCAGGCACUAUUUCACUUGUCAUUUAUUUAUCAACAUGACAUCUCCAGAUGGUUUGAACCCGGGAGAGGCGUGGCUGAAUGAUCUAGUGACGACUGUAUCGUCCACUUCCGAUGAACUGGCCUUCUACCAGAGGACAGCUGCCGGCUACGAUGAGAUCGUGAAACACCUGGACGUCGAGGCACCCGACCUCUGCAUGAAGGCUAUUUGCAACUUCGAGCAGAAAACUGGUGUCAAAAUACCACGUGACGGCAGAGUGUUAGACAUAGGGGCCGGUACUGGAUUAAGCGGAGCUGCUCUGAAGAGGAAUGGGUUCACUGGACAAGUAGAUGCUCUGGAACCCUCGACCAACAUGUUUCAGCUGGCAAAACCCAGAAAAAUUUACACUGAAUGGUUCCAAGAACUGCUUCUGGAAGACAAGGAGACUUCUAUUCCAAGUGACUGCUACGAUUUGGCAUUUUCCGUUUCCGUCUUCAGUGACCGUUCAGCUACAAGUAAAUGCUUGCCAGAAUGUAUACGAAUUCUCAAACCCGGAGGUCAUCUGGCUAUAGCUAUGAUGAAACAUUUCUGGGCAAGAGACUUUGAGGACAAAGUGAAACACAUGGAAGAGGAAAACUUGGCCCGACUAGUUUAUGACGAAACACUGCUCGAAAAGUAUGCAAAAGGACAUCACGGAUUAGUAUUUAUCUUGCAGAAACUCUAAAGGGACUAGUUUUGAAUUGUCUGAGAAAGUAAAAUCAAACAGAAUCUAUCAAGAAGACAAGGAAGAUCUGAAAGUCAGGGCAAAAUUUCCUUGUGAAUUUUUUCACAAUCAUACAUAAAAAAGCAGCACGCAGCCGUUCUUUUGUGUUUUAUAACAUAUUUUAUACCAAAUGUAGCCUCGAAUUUUGUAGUCCAGAAUGGUGACUUGAAAGUUACUAAUGCUCAAUAUAAAGAUCAACUACAAUUCUAUAAUAGUUUCCUA
Symsagittifera roscoffensis is the source of this 1439-nucleotide messenger RNA. Its product is annotated as demethylmenaquinone methyltransferase-like. The transcript is spliced from 5 exons. NCBI's taxonomy places the organism in Eukaryota, Metazoa, Xenacoelomorpha, Acoela, Convolutidae. The record is from RefSeq and is a predicted model, not a curated record. Gene Ontology annotation, molecular function: S-adenosylmethionine-dependent methyltransferase activity. Bases 513 to 1178 code for a protein of 221 amino acids.